AUGUCGGCAGAAGCAGGGAAGAUAAAAAUGUUCUCCUACUGCCCAACGAGCCACGAAGUGACGUUCGACUUCCCCGAAGACGUCGUGCUCGUCAUCGCAGUCUCGGGUGCCCUCGCGGAGAAGACGGGCGACGCCAUGGCCGACUACAACAACGCGGCCUUCCUUGCGCGCGACGCGGCCGCAGCCUGGUGCGAGGGCGCGGGGAGGAUGCCAUCCGGGCGACUCUUCGUGGAGGGCCGGCCGAACCUGGCGGAGGUGGUCCGGCACGUGCGGGCAGAGCUGGGCGGCGCGGGGGCCCAGGACCCCGAGGUGCGGGCCGCCGUGGGCGAGGCCAUCGCUAGGGUGGACGACGGGAACACCUUCGGACCCUCUGGCCGCGACGGCCCGGUGCGCUACCGGGCCGGCGCGCUGCGGGAGAGGUUCGAGCAGUUCUUCGACGAGUCGGAGGUGCUGACCAGGGGCAUCGCCAAGGCGUUCGCUGAGGCCGACUACGCCGCGCUGGGGGCCCUGGCGGACGAGAGCCACAGGCAGACGGUGGAGUGCCUGCGGAAUACCGUGCCCGAGACCGCGUGGCUCCCGGUGGAGGCGCGCCGGCUGGGCGCGCUUGGCGCGUCGGCGUUUGGCGCGGGCUUCGGAGGCAGCUGCUGGGCGGCGGUCCGCAGGCCCGAGGCGGAGGCGUUCCGCGCCGAGUGGGCCCGGGGCUACCGGGCGGCCUUCCCCCGCUGGGCCGAGUCGUCCGUGUUCUUCGCCAUGGCCCCGGGGCCUGGGGCCUUCGCGCUGUAG
Molecule: messenger RNA, 783 nt
Organism: Prorocentrum cordatum
Lineage: Eukaryota; Dinophyceae; Prorocentrales; Prorocentraceae
Source: the annotation of a GenBank genome assembly